Messenger RNA from Malassezia globosa CBS 7966, 966 nucleotides. RefSeq lists its product as uncharacterized. Gene Ontology annotation, molecular function: ornithine decarboxylase inhibitor activity. Gene Ontology annotation, biological process: positive regulation of protein catabolic process. Bases 1 to 966 code for a protein of 321 amino acids. NCBI's taxonomy places the organism in Eukaryota, Fungi, Basidiomycota, Malasseziomycetes, Malasseziales, Malasseziaceae. Gene Ontology annotation, cellular component: nucleus; cytoplasm. The transcript has a single exon. The record is from RefSeq and is a predicted model, not a curated record.
AUGCGUGGCCGGUGCAAUCCACCGCCUUGGGCUCCGUGGUUCGGUGGUGGACCUGACGUGACAUCAAGCGAAAUGCCUGGGUCCAGCUCUGGUCCAGGUCGGCGUGCGCCUGUGAGAGAGGCAGCGCCGCUUCUUCGUCGGAGUAGAACGACGGAAUCUUUCGUGCAUCCGAUGAGCUCCCUGUUGCCACCGUCCCCACCGCCAUCCCCACCACCUAUGUAUCGUUUCAAUCCCAUUCAUGUGCACCAUGGCGCUGUCUCCCGUGGAGUUGAUUCAGUACAGGAUACCAAUGAUGACGACCAUGUUCAAUACGACAUGGGUCGUGGUAGUGACGACUAUGUCCUUGACGAGGGCGGUGAACGUCAUUCUGAAAGGCAUUGCAGUCGCUGUCGAGAUCAUCAUUCGUCCAUGACUUCAAACGCGGCUUUGGCCCCUCUAAUAUCCCCAACAGCAUUUAUUCGUACAUCGCUCCAGCUCGCUUCGCGGUUUGAUGUGCCUGGGACGCCAGAUAUGAGCCCUGCAAACAUGGAUGUGCGGCAUCAACCCACGGCAAUGGCAGAGGCAUUUCUCCGACGUAUAUUUGUGAAUUGGAAUGCGUCAGGUGCGUAUAAAGCAGAAGAUGCGGGCAUUGAGCUACUAUGUCCCGGCUGGACCGGCGCGGUAGUCCAAAAAAACACCUGCACCACGCGCUCAGCUCAGCUCCGGUCACUAUAUGUCCACAUGCCUCGUUCAUUCGAUCGAUCCACGCUUCGCGAUCACAUGCUACGUAUUCUAGACGCCGCGUCAGACAGUGUGUGCGCGUCACGCGUGGUCUUUUGUCUUGAGCGUGAUAUCCCUGAUCUGUCAUCGCUCCUCCAUGGCUUGUGUUAUGUUGGCGGGCAGCUCAGUUCACUUCAGGGCCAACGGGAUGAAUGGAUGCAAGCUACACCGCUUGCAUCAUUAGUACUUGUGGCCGUGACAUUAUAA